AUGGACUUUAUUCAAGAAUCGGAAGUACUAAAUGCAGUGAAAACAAAAUUACCACCAUGCUGUUUAAGAAUAUUUAGAAACAAGAUCAUCCUUGUAGGGACGUAUGACUUAGACAAAUCAACCGGGUACAGAUCGGGAUCCUUGGAUGUCUUCACCAUGGACCUCAAACCUUUGCUCUCAUAUAAUACAUAUGGUGCAAUUUUAGAUUUGAAGUUAUCUCCCUUCGAUGAUACGUUAGUAUGCACAGCGCAUUCGACAGGAAACAUCAUGUUAUGGCGGAUCAUUUGCACGGAAAAUUAUGACGGCGAAACGAAGGGACUAAAUAUAUGUUUAAUUGCCAAUAUGCAAUUAUUUGAGAAGGAUGUUCUGAUUGCUUCAUGCCAUUUUUCUCCACUUGACUCUAAGAAAUUAGUUGUGACAAAUACAGUAGGCGAAGCCGCUGCCAUUGAUAUAGAAACACUGUCCAUGCAAUUUUCAGCAUCAGCAGUCGAACAAGCUUACUCGAAGCUAGAUACAAUAGAUCAUAGUGUUCAAGGUGCAACUCAAAGAGUCAUUCAUAUAAAAUCGGACCAAUUUUUGAAACCACAUGAACUAGAGUGUUGGACUGCAGAAAUGGGCUCUCUACAACCUUUCCAAGAUGUUGUGUUUACAGGAGGUGAUGAUUCCACAAUUAUGGCCCAUGAUUUGCGUUCCAAAGAGUUCAUUUGGAGUAAUAGCCGCAUUCAUGAGGCUGGUGUUAUUGGCAUUAAGUGUAGUCAACCUAACUUUCGAAAUGACAAACCCACUUCAAUAAUAACUGGAUCAUACGAUGACAAUAUUCGUUCGCUAGAUUUAAGGAUGAUUGGUGACUCGAUAUUCCCUGGAGAGAACGUGCCCACAGUGAAUAAGCUGGCUUGUAAUCUUGGCGGUGGUGUUUGGAGAUUCGUUGAGUCGCCUACAGCUUAUGAUCACUCUGUUCAUGACGUCUCUAACAAACUUUUAGUUUGCUGUAUGUAUAACGGUGCUAAGGUCGUGGCUAUGAACGAUAAUUUGGAAGAUUAUUUUCAAAUUCAACAUUAUUUAAAGAAGGGGCACGAUUCAAUGUGUUACGGAGGGGACUGGUCAAGAUCUUUAAUUGCGACUUGCUCUUUUUAUGACAAUUCUCUCCAAACAUGGACUAUCUAG
Saccharomyces mikatae IFO 1815 is the source of this 1164-nucleotide messenger RNA. RefSeq names its product diphthamide synthase (gene RRT2). The transcript has a single exon. NCBI's taxonomy places the organism in Eukaryota, Fungi, Ascomycota, Saccharomycetes, Saccharomycetales, Saccharomycetaceae. The coding region runs from base 1 to 1164 and encodes 387 amino acids. The record is from RefSeq and is a predicted model, not a curated record. Gene Ontology annotation, molecular function: protein binding.